This is a messenger RNA of Paramisgurnus dabryanus, 2024 nucleotides long. RefSeq names its product ORC ubiquitin ligase 1 (gene obi1). Gene Ontology annotation, molecular function: ubiquitin-protein transferase activity. NCBI's taxonomy places the organism in Eukaryota, Metazoa, Chordata, Actinopteri, Cypriniformes, Cobitidae. The record is from RefSeq and is a predicted model, not a curated record. Gene Ontology annotation, biological process: protein monoubiquitination; regulation of DNA replication.
AUGUCUCAGCAAUUUCAAAACGUAACUUUGUCUCUGACUCUACCGAUAUCAUGUCAGAUCUGUCUGGGAAAGGUGCGUCAGCCCGUCAUUUGUUGCAACAACCACGUGUUCUGCAACAGCUGCAUUAAAGUUUGGCUGGAGAAGAACAGCCAGUGUCCAACAUGCAGGGUAGCCAUCACUGCAGAAAACCCCUGUAGAGAAAUCAUCGGAGCCACAGCUGAUGGUGAGUCCAGCGAGAGUUGUUCUUUUAAGAGACGCCUCAGAAGGACUCGAGGAGAGCUGCUUUUCCGUGAAUAUGAGGAUGAAAUCGAAACCCUUGUGAAAGAGAACGAGGAGUUGAAAAGCAAAACCCUGAGCCUUGAGAUGCAACUUAAGACCGCUCUGGAACCGACCCCCGUCUUGGUUCCUCAGACUGAAACCAGCACUGUUGACCCCAAUGUUCUGGAGGAGUCGACCAAUAAGCUAAAAGCUGCCAGUGACCUCUACAGGAAAGUCAAACAGGAUCUCGACAGACUAAAAGAGGCUAACAAGACUCUACGGUCACAGAAUUUUGACCUGAUCCAAGAAAAUAUGCGUCUGAAAGCUGAAGUUGACAGCAGAUCUCCGCAAAAAUUCGGCAGGUACACAGUUGCGGCUCUCGAAUCUAAAAUUCAUCAGUACGAGCGGGAUGUGGCCCAGCUAAAAAGAGCUUUGGAGCGCAGCGAUAAGUAUAUAGAAGAGCUCGAAGCCCAAAACCAGAGGGACAGACCUCAGUCUGAGGAGGGCACGUGCUCCGGCAGCACCGCAUCUGGGGGAACACAAAAUGGAGAAGUUGAAAGGAUCACCCUGAUGCGGAGGAGCCUGAGUAAUAUGGAGGAGACAUCUGUUUGUACAGACCUGGACCGAGAGCGCACGGAGCUUCCCAACAACCACGCUUGCCUCCUGACAACUUCAGAUGUGGGUUUUUUAGGAGGGGCCUUGACUCCUCAGAAAGAUGUUACGGUUCCCACUACGCCUUCCUCGGCCCUCAGAUCUCUGAGCUUGAAGAGUCCUGGGGUUUGCAGUGACAGAAAGUUGGUUCUCAAACCUUUGACAUACCUGAGAAGACUCACUUUUGAUGAUUGUCAGAGUUCAACCAGCACAGCCUCGGUCGACCAAAACCCAGGACCCUUCCAAGCCAACACGGGUGCUCCUUUCAUUCAGAAAACCUCUAUGAACUCCAACAAAGAGGUGUCGUGUGGGGGCUGGAUGGACUGCGGUUCUGAGCUACCCCAUCUGGAUGAAAACAAAGAAAAGUUCAACACAUCUUUAGCCGAGGACCCGACGGGCAACAGCGAAGCUUGCAUGGACGCGGCGUACCUGGACAAGAUCUCAGAGUUGGACUCCAUGAUGGCUGAGGGUGAGAGCUCCAGCAGCCAGGUCUCUCGCCUUCCCCUAGCAUCUUCAUCAUCGCCCCUGCCAGACUUUGAUGCCGCCCAGAUACCAGAGCUGGAUUUCUGUAGCAACCUCUUAGGUGAUACCGGAACAGAAAGAGAGAACGGGGCCACAUCGCCGGCACAGGUGAACACCAACAACGCUUCGGCUUCUGAGGGAAACGUUGCAUUUGUUGACUUCAUGGUGGAACAUCCUGGACAAUCCACCAAACGCAAGUGUCCCACAGGAUCGUCCGUCUCCAGCCCCUCCAAACUUUCAAAACUAAAGUAGAAGCAGAAACAUUUCAAAUAUUUUCCAGUCUCCAUUUGGAUUUACUUUUCAGUGAAUGUUUUGUGGAAGUACAGACUGUGUGUUUUCUCAGGACUGUUUAUUACAAAUUUGUCUUGCUGUUCAUUAUUAUGACAGCAGUUCUGAAAACAUCUGUAACCUGAGGAUCUAAGUGCUAGCGUUAAAACAUUUUUUUUUAACUUUGAAUGCAUUGGUGAUUGUUCAGUAUGAUGUUGAAGUGCUGAUUUGGUUUUGAAUUGUAAAAACAAUAAAUUCAAUUGAAGCAUACAGUUUGAAAUAAACUGUGUGAUAUAUUAUUUUUGGAAUUGGGUGUAAACUUGCAU